AUGGAGAAUCUGAACGACGAUAAGGUCCGCGACAUCGAUGCAAUGCCGAUCAAACUCUACUAUCGAGAUCCUUGUAAGACGAACGACAAGGCCACGCUGAAUUGUUUGAGAAAUCACGAUCUCAAUAUACCCUAUACCAUCAACACUGUUCACUUGCAGAACCCGUACAAGUCGCCUCAGCGACUGGAGGGAUACGCCACGCGGGAUAACUAUAAAAUACGACCAACGUCUGUGAAGAUCAUGUAUCGGUCGAAGGACACGGCAUUGAGAUCGAGAUUCAAUAAAAAUAUAAUAUCGAAGAGAGACAAUGCUACGGCACAACAUCACGACAAUGAUAAGACUAUAAGGAAACACGAAAGCGCGCAGCAGUGCUUAAAUGAUCCAGAUAUAAAAAAUGUCCUCAAGCAAUAUUGCACGAACAGUUCGCUUCAUGGCUUGCGUUACGUCGGUGAUUCGAACCUGACGAUCGUCGAAAGAAUCUUCUGGAUAAUAUCGUUCACGCUAGCCGUGUUAACCGCAAGUUAUUACAUUUGGUAUCUGUACCAGAAGUGGGUCUCGACGCCUAUCAUAAUCUCCCUGAGUCCCGAAUCGGUGUCUUUAAAUGAAUUCCCGUUUCCCUCGGUCACCAUUUGCAACAUGAACAACGCGAAGAACAGCGAAGCCGUACGCAUAAACGCUGGGAACGAUAUGCGUGAAAAGCUGUUACUGGAAGACAGAUGCAACUUUGAAACGAAUUUAACGGCCUUUAAUUUCGACGAGAACGCGAUAUCAUGGCACAGCAUGCUGCAUUUUAUGAUCAAUGUUUCGCAAUCCUGCUCGGAGAUGUUGCAUUUGUGCCAGUGGCAUGGAAACAUAACCGACUGCGAGAAGAUUUUCAAUCCCACCAUGACCGACGAGGGAAUAUGUUGCAACUUCAAUUCCGUUCAUCGAAAAUACCUGUUUUACAAUCCACGAGAUUGGUCAGACCUCAACAUCACGUUCCCAUACAAUAGCACCGAUUGGAACCCUGAAACUGGCUACGAUGAAAAUGUGGUCGCCGAUACUAUACCAUGGAGACCGUACGGCGCUGGACAAUUCUACGGUUUGACUUUGGUCCUCGACGCAGACAUUCCAGAAUAUUAUUGUUCAUCCACUGCUAGCGUGGGUUUCAAGAUGCUGCUUCACAACCCAGUGGAGACCCCUAAAAUAGCUGAAUUUGCGUUCACUGUGACGCCGGGUGAGGAGACUAGAGUAAUCGUAUCACCCCGGUUAUCGACCGCCAGCAAGUCGAUAAUAUCCGUUCCCCAGAGGAAGAGGAAGUGUUUCUUCACGUCAGAGAGAAAGUUACGGUAUUACAGGACCUACACACAAAAGAACUGCGUUUUGGAAUGCGAGGCGAACUUCACCCAAAAGAUUUGCCACUGCGUCCAAUACUACAUGCCGAAGUCUUCGAACACGCCGAUCUGCGAGAAGAAAGAUGAUGCAUGCGCGACGGACGCACGAAGAGCAAUGGAACUAAAACUUUACGAUGACGACAGCGGCAUAACUUCCAUAAACGUUUCCGAAACACCCAGCUGCAACUGUUACCCCGGAUGCUUCGAGAUCAAUUACAACGUUGAGAUUUCGCAGAGCAAAUUAGUUCCAAACUUCAAUAUUGCUGAGAACUACAUAAAGAAGAGCAAAAAAUAUUUCACCGAAAAUAUGGCGGUGGUUCAUUUGUUUUUUGUCGAGUCUCAGUUCACAAAAUACGUGAAGAACGAACUAUUUGGAUUCACGGAAUUUCUCUCAAGUACGGGUGGCUUACUGGGACUCUUCAUGGGCUUUAGUUUUCUGUCACUGGUGGAAAUCGUCUACUUCCUACUGCUACGGACCUGCUAUCGCAUAUACAAGAAUAAUCAUAUUCCGCCUAACAUUGUUCAAGUGCAGCCGUCAAAUCAGAGUCAAAACGUAGUUUACCCAUUUGUACAGUAA
This is a messenger RNA of Colletes gigas, 1950 nucleotides long. RefSeq names its product pickpocket protein 28-like. The transcript has 13 exons. Gene Ontology annotation, biological process: sodium ion transmembrane transport. The record is from RefSeq and is a predicted model, not a curated record. Gene Ontology annotation, molecular function: ligand-gated sodium channel activity. NCBI's taxonomy places the organism in Eukaryota, Metazoa, Arthropoda, Insecta, Hymenoptera, Colletidae. Bases 1 to 1950 code for a protein of 649 amino acids. Gene Ontology annotation, cellular component: membrane.